AUGCAGGCAUCGCUGGGGCCUGCGCAGAGCGUCCAGGUCCUCGGUCUCAGAGGCAUCGCAGGGGCCUGCUCAGAGCGUCCAGGCGCUCGGGCUCAGAGGCAUCGCUGGGGCCUGCGCAGAGCGUCCAGGCGCUCGGGCUCAGAGGCAUCGCUGGGGCCUGCUCAGGGCGUCCAGGCGCUCGGGCUCAGAGGCGUCGCUGGGGCCUGCGCAGAGCGUCCAGGUCCUCGGGCUCAGAGGCAUCGCUGGGGCCUGCGCAGGGCGUUCAGGCGCUCGGGCUCAGAGGCAUCGCUGGGGCCUGCGCAGAGUGUUCAGGCGCUCGGGCUCCAGAACGCCCACGUGCUCUGGAACACUUUGCAGAGCGUCCGCGCGCCCUGGAGCACAUUUGAGAGCGCCAACUUGCUCUGGAGCAUUUUUCAGAGCGCCCACUUGCUCUGGAGCAUUUUUCAGAGCGCCCACUUGCUCUGGAGGCGCUCGCUGGCCUCCAAGCACCGCUCCCAGAUGGCCCCGGAAGGGCUCCGGCUCCCUGACAUCCAGGGGUUCGGGCUGAACCCAGCGAGCGCCACGACGACGUACCGGGCAGGCGCCCCGUUGCCGGCGCACGCGCUGCGCGGCGCGCUGAGCGGCCUGCUGGACCCGGGAGGCCUGCAGGGCCUGCCCGCGGCCGCGACCCUGCGCCUCGCCCUGCGCGUGGCCGAGGCGGUGGUCGGCGCCGCGGCGGACGAGGCGACGCCCUUCGAGGAUGACCGGCCCCCCACCCUCGAGCAGCCGCUGCGCUCCCUGCUCUGCCCCGCCCCGGCUGGGGCCGGCCGAGUGGACGUCGGCUUCCGCUGCGCCGUGGCGCUGCGGUUCUUACCGCAGGCGGCCCUCAAGGCGGUCUUGGGCGCGGCCAAGGAGGAGUGCAAGGACGGCGGGCUGCUCGAUGGGCUCUGCAUUUUCGGGCUGGGCGGCGCGGAGGGCGACACGCCCCUCACGACGGCAUGUGCCGAGGACCUGGCCGCGGACCCCUGCUCCAGCGCGACGUUCUCCCCACUGCCGCGGGCGGAGGGCGGCCACUCCGUGCCCGGGAUCACGUCCAACAAGUCGUGGCCGUCAAUGUCGUGCGAGCAGAGCUCCGCGGAGCACGCCGGCGACGAGGGCGCGAGGCUGGUGCAGGGCUUUGUGGAGAGGACUGGCGACAUACAGAGCGCCGCGUUGCUCUUCUGCCACGCCGCACAUUUGGAGCGGCCGCCAGCCGCCCUGCGGCGAUACGCGGCUCAGUACGCGUCGCUGUUGGCGCGCUGGCAGAUGUACGAGCAGCGCGCGGACCUCCUGACCCUUCUGAUCUCGCGGCUGCCCACAGAAGACGCGCCCUGCAACCGGGGCCUGGUCGGCCGAGUACUGCAACGGCGCGCUGACGGGCCCGCUGCGGCCCCCGGGGGCCGGGGACGCCGACGUGAUCACGCAGAGGUGCCUCAACAUGAACUGCGGCAAGCCCACGCCCUCCUGCGCCCUGUGCCUGCUCCCUAUCUACGUCGCGCGCUCCCGGGGCGAGGAGCUGGAAGGCGCCGCGCCGUCCGCGAAGCUGCCGUUCGACAGCUGGGCGGCGUGGUGCCAGGUCUGCCACCACGGCGGGCACAUAG
This is a messenger RNA of Prorocentrum cordatum, 1619 nucleotides long. NCBI's taxonomy places the organism in Eukaryota, Dinophyceae, Prorocentrales, Prorocentraceae. The record is from the annotation of a GenBank genome assembly.